Messenger RNA from Ilyonectria robusta, 597 nucleotides. RefSeq lists its product as uncharacterized. Lineage: Eukaryota; Fungi; Ascomycota; Sordariomycetes; Hypocreales; Nectriaceae. The transcript has a single exon. The record is from RefSeq and is a predicted model, not a curated record. The coding region runs from base 1 to 474 and encodes 157 amino acids.
AUGCUCUGCAGUGUUGCUGUUUCAAAACGUGCGUUCCAGACCAGGGCAGAGACAAGAACAACGUCGAAGUCGUGGUCGGGAACCCUUUUGUUAAGCAACUCCCAAUCGGCCGCUCUAGAAUCCUCGUUCACGAAUAUUGUAAAAGAUGAGGCCAUAUCCACUCGUUCAAGUCGCGCGUUAGUAUGUACGAAUACCUUUUCUUCGAAAAUGGCCCAAUUUCUUAAUGCCUUGUCAAUCUCGCUGAGAGCAGACGUGGGUGAUUCGUCUGCCAUCAUCGAAGACUUGAUCUGUAGGUCAUCUUCUGGUGGCGUCUUCUGCAGCCGUCUGAUUUCCCGGUUCCUUCUGCGAUUUUUGAGCUGCCGGACACCCCGCUUGCUUUGCGUGUUGUCCUGUCUGUCGGUGGGCUCAUCUUGGGGAUUUCCGGCCAUCUCCAUUAUGUUUCUGUGCGUAGUGGGCGGGUAUGCCGUCGACUAGCUUCGAUAUACAGUACCCGGAAGCUGUAUCUCGGCUUGAACGACUCAUUCAAUAGUAGAGAGGUGUGAUCGGUGUCUUAUUUCGUGCACCUUCGCUGUGCUGAGUUUGGAUUGAUCAGAAUGG